Salvia miltiorrhiza (redroot sage) is the source of this 1134-nucleotide messenger RNA. Its product is annotated as protein DECREASED SIZE EXCLUSION LIMIT 1. The record is from RefSeq and is a predicted model, not a curated record. The transcript has a single exon. Lineage: Eukaryota; Viridiplantae; Streptophyta; Magnoliopsida; Lamiales; Lamiaceae. Gene Ontology annotation, molecular function: protein binding. The coding region runs from base 1 to 1053 and encodes 350 amino acids.
AUGAGCAAGCGGCCUCCUCCUGAUCCGGUGGCUGUUCUCCGUGGCCACCGUGCUUCUGUUACGGAUGUCUGCUUGCAUCCCGUCAAGAACAUCCUCUUCAGCGGUUCCACUGAUGGGGAAUUGCGCAUUUGGGACUCAUUGCAGCGUAGGACCAUUUCAUCAUCAUGGGCUCACAGUGCAGCUCACGGCAUCAUCAGCAUCGCCACUGUUGGGGAGAACAGAGUGAUUAGUCAAGGAAGGGAUGGAGCUAUCAAACUCUGGGAUUUAGGAGAAGCUGGCAGCCUGUCCAGAAGCCCGCUCACUGCGAUUCACACGAAUUCGUAUCACUUCUGCAAGCUCUCUUUAUUGAACAAGCCCCGUGUUGAAAUCAUGCCAACUGAGGUUUCAGGGAGUGAGAAUAGCCCGAUGAAGCUGGAAGCGCGUAGUUAUGUUGCCACAGCUGGGGAAGAUUUGUCUGUGGUUGAGAUUUGGGAUGUCAACAAUGCUGAGAAGCUUGUGAAACUGCCUUCGAGCUCCGUGGAUCGUUCUACAAAAUCAAGGGGAAUGUGCAUGGCGGUUGGAGCUUUUUCACCAUCUGAAUCAGAGGUAUAUGCAAAUGUUGUAGCUGGAUUUGAGGAUGGUUCAAUGGUGUUGUGGGAUUUGAGAAAUCCUUCGUUGCCGGUGACGAGUGUGAAGUUUCACUCGGAGACAGUCCUGAGCUUGUCCAUUGACAAUUCAUGUGGAGGAGGGGUUUCUGGAUCUGCUGAUGAAAAAAUUGUGACAUUUAGUUUGAAUCCUUCGAUGGGGUCCUGUUUGGUCAAGAAAGAAACGGUUUUGGAGAGGCCCGGUAUAGCAGGCACCUCGAUAAGGCCCGAUGGUAAGAUUUUUGCCACUGCUGGUUGGGAUCACAGGGUGAGGGUAUAUGACUAUCGCAAAGGGAAUGCGUUGGCUAUAUUGAAAUAUCAUCACUCGAUUUGUAAUGCUGUCACAUUCUCAGCUGACAGUAAACUGAUGGCUUCAUCUUCGGAAGAUGCCACUAUAGCGCUAUGGGAGCUUUAUCCUCCUAGAAACUGACAUGGUGUAUCUUAUAAAUAUGUAGUAUUUGAUGCGUUGCAAGUUGAGAUCUUAUGCAAAAUAAAGGAUACAUUUUUAUGA